This is a messenger RNA of Vombatus ursinus (common wombat), 1278 nucleotides long. RefSeq names its product late endosomal/lysosomal adaptor, MAPK and MTOR activator 3 (gene LAMTOR3). The record is from RefSeq and is a predicted model, not a curated record. Gene Ontology annotation, biological process: cellular response to amino acid stimulus; positive regulation of TOR signaling. Gene Ontology annotation, cellular component: Ragulator complex. Lineage: Eukaryota; Metazoa; Chordata; Mammalia; Diprotodontia; Vombatidae. The coding region runs from base 136 to 510 and encodes 124 amino acids. The transcript is spliced from 7 exons.
GUCGGCAAUCAUGUGACAGCGGGUUCAAGAGGAAGCGGCUGCGGCAGUCGGAGCUACUUGCGCCCGAGGACAGCGGCCGCCUGGGCAGCCUGAGCCAGGUGUGGGGAGCGUCCCCGCGGGAGGAAGGGGCUCAUCAUGGCGGAUGAUUUGAAGAGAUUCCUCUACAAAAAGUUACCAAGUGUUGAAGGUCUUCAUGCCAUUGUAGUCUCAGACAGGGAUGGAGUGCCUGUUAUCAAAGUGGCAAAUGAUAAUGCUCCAGAGCAUGCUUUGAGACCUGGUUUCCUGUCUACGUUUGCACUUGCAACCGACCAGGGCAGCAAACUUGGACUUUCCAAAAACAAAAGUAUCAUUUGCUACUACAGCACAUACCAAGUAGUCCAAUUCAAUCGGUUACCAUUGGUGGUGAGUUUCAUAGCAAGCAGCAGUGCAAAUACUGGACUGAUUGUCAGCCUAGAAAAGGAGCUUGCCCCAUUGUUUGAAGAGUUGAGACAGGUCGUGGAAGGUUCUUAACCUGACUGUGGCCUGACCCUGGCCAUGUUGUUGAUCCCAGUGAGUCCAGUCCCGCAACCUUGACUUCAUCAAGUAACGUGACUCCACACUCUUAGAAAAGACAACUUGCUCCAACUUAGCCUGAAGAAGAAGAUUGUAUUUAUUAUUUCUAAAUCGAUGGACUGUUGUGUUGGGUUUUAGGCUCAAUUCUUCUGUAGGGUGAUUUCGGGGGAGGCCACUAAAAAUGGUUCAGUAUCUAUCACAGCUCCUAUGGAGUUUAGCUCAGCCACCAAUGAAGGAUGAGAUUCUCCUCCAGUGGAUCAGAAUCAAACUGAGCCAGCUAAGGCUCCCCUGUUGUGUACAGUACAUAUAGGCCUGCAGUAUACAGCAUACAGGCCCUGCUCUGUAUAUGCUAUUGCUUUAUUGUGAAUAAUAGAGAACUUAUUUUUGUGUGUGCCAUGUUGUGUGUCUACACUGAGUGAGAGGAAGCCAGCGUCUAACAGCAGUAAUAAACCAGUACAAUCACUAACUACUCCUGUUUAUAUCAUUGUGAGGUAGAGAUUUAAGAAAGCGUCACUAAUUGGUAUUUCUCUUGUUGCUUUAGAUCUAGUUUUAAAUUCAGCUAUCAAUAACCAAUCAGUAUUUUGAUGUCUUUCUCUUUGUACAAUUUAAAUGUGAAAAUCAGUAUCAAAACUUUGGUUUGUGACAUUUAUAUGAAUACCAUAAUACAACAGUUCUUUUUCCUUUUCCUAAAUAAGGGUCUAAAUAAAAUAGUAUUUUGUAAAAGUA